Messenger RNA from Paramecium sonneborni, 598 nucleotides. The record is from the annotation of a GenBank genome assembly. NCBI's taxonomy places the organism in Eukaryota, Ciliophora, Oligohymenophorea, Peniculida, Parameciidae.
AUUUACAGCAAUGUCAAAAUUGUAAAGAUGUGCAACUGUAGGAGCCCUUGAAGCUAAAAUGACUCACUAUGCACCAGAUGGAACAGGUACAGAUAUAGAAGUAAUUUAUUAGGUAGGGAUUCCUACGUUACUUUAUAAAAUGGUGGAGUUUGGAAAGAAAUUUAGAUUCAGUGUGUUCAUCCUGAAUUAGGAACCUUUAGUAAAUAAAAAUAAUGGAGACCUCCAGCACCAAUGAUGGUCCCUAAAUUUAGACAUUACUAAAGUGAUGGAUCAGGCAGAGAUAAUUAUGUAAUGUAAUUUUCAUUAUUUAUUCUCAAGUGCUGAUGAAGGAGGUUUAGCACCUUCAUCAAAAAAAUUUUAAAGAAGAACUAACUUUUUCACAUCAUUAAGAGAUUAUGAACCUUGCCCACCAAUUCCUUAAUAAGAUUGCUUUAGGAUGGCUUAAACACCAAGUGCAUAAUCUUUUAAAUAAUACUUAAAAACUCAACAAUUAGCUACUUAGUAAGGGGAUUUGAUUCGAAGAUUAAAUGUUCCCAAAAAAUCUGAGGAUCCGUAUAAAAGAAUAAGAAAGCUUUCAGCUCCAUUUUAUAGAAAAUGA